Messenger RNA from Acanthopagrus latus (yellowfin seabream), 1521 nucleotides. It is a transcript of the gene phb2a, whose product is annotated as prohibitin 2a. The transcript has 10 exons. Lineage: Eukaryota; Metazoa; Chordata; Actinopteri; Spariformes; Sparidae. Bases 106 to 1011 code for a protein of 301 amino acids. Gene Ontology annotation, cellular component: membrane; mitochondrion. The record is from RefSeq and is a predicted model, not a curated record. Gene Ontology annotation, biological process: mitochondrion organization.
GAAAUCCUACAUUUCCCAGGGUACCCCGCGAACACGGAAGUGCGUCACCACGCAUGACCUUGCAUUCUUCUUCACUUCAGUUGCUAGUCGACAGAGAGGACGAGCAUGGCGAGUAAAGAUCCCGGUGGUUUUCUGCAGCAGCUGCGGCAAAUAGCCGGCAGGAUGUCAUCAGGACCUCGGGGUGCAGGUACCGGUCUCAAACUGCUGAUCGGUGCCGGAGCUCUGGCUUAUGGAGUGAAGGAAGCAACAUACACAGUUGAAGGAGGUCAGAGAGCGAUCAUCUUCAACCGGAUCGGAGGGAUGCAGAUGGACACGGUUCUGGCUGAAGGACUCCACUUCAGGAUACCGUGGUUCCAGUAUCCCAUCAUCUACGACAUCAGAGCCAGACCCAGAAAGAUCUCCUCCCUCACCGGAAGCAAAGACCUUCAGAUGGUGAACAUCGCUCUGCGUGUCCUGUCGCGGCCGCUGGCGUCCAACCUGCCGACCCUCUACCAGCAGCUGGGACAAGACUACGACGAGCGUGUCCUGCCCUCCAUCGUCAACGAGGUGCUGAAGAGCGUGGUGGCAAAGUUCAACGCUUCACAGCUCAUCACACAGAGAGCACAGGUGUCCCUGCUGAUCCGCAGAGAGCUGUUUGAGAGGGCAAAAGACUUCAACAUCAUCCUGGACGACGUGGCCAUCACCGAGCUCAGCUUCAGUCGAGAGUACACCGCUGCAGUUGAGGCCAAACAAGUCGCCCAGCAGGAGGCGCAGCGAGCUCAGUUUUAUGUAGAAAAGGCCAAACAGGACCAGAGACAGAAGAUCAUCCAGGCUGAAGGAGAAGCUGAGGCUGCUAAGAUGCUGGGCGAGGCCGUGACGAAGAAUCCAGGCUACUUGAAGCUCAGGAAGAUCCGAGCGGCGCAGAACAUCGCCAAGACGGUGGCGCAGUCCCAAAACAAAGUGUACCUGAGUGCUGACAGCCUGGUGCUCAACCUGCAGGACAAAGAGAACUUCAGAAUGUCGCUGAAGUAAGAAGACGUCUCUGUCGUUUGUCAUCAUUCCUUCUGGUCCACUUCUACAGAAAGAAAGCGUCUCCAUCACCGGCUCGUCUCACCUGUUGACCCCACAUCAGGUUUUCAGUCUGAUCCUGGUUCAGUCUGUCUGUCAGUCACAAAAACUGACUUUAAUCAGUCGCUUUAUUUUGAAAGGUUCCUGUAGUGUAGGUGAAAGUGAAUCUUCUGCUUCUCUCGUGUUGUCAUCUGUAGUCAUGAGCAGCCAUUUUGUUUUCUUCACAAUCAGGAAAAAGAAACGUUUUAUUUGUGAAUAAGAAGUCGUUGAGAGAAUCUGCGGUCCCUUCCUCCUCAGACGAGUCGAGUGUCUAAGAUUAUUUAUGUACAUGUUCCAGGUGGAAGCUCCGGUUUCAUCAGUCACAUGAAUGAGUUGUAACGUGCCGAUCAAUGACAAGACAUUUUGGUUUCUGCUGGAACUUUUUCACUCAUUUACAUCCAAUGCUAAACAUAAAAUAAAGAGUUUAAAAACUGA